Suillus clintonianus is the source of this 1592-nucleotide messenger RNA. RefSeq names its product aldehyde dehydrogenase. NCBI's taxonomy places the organism in Eukaryota, Fungi, Basidiomycota, Agaricomycetes, Boletales, Suillaceae. The transcript has 13 exons. The record is from RefSeq and is a predicted model, not a curated record. Gene Ontology annotation, biological process: aldehyde metabolic process. Gene Ontology annotation, cellular component: cytoplasm. Gene Ontology annotation, molecular function: aldehyde dehydrogenase (NAD+) activity. The coding region runs from base 120 to 1541 and encodes 473 amino acids.
CUGUCAUGACAAACACGGAGUCUGAGCAAAGCUGCCAGGGCGCCGAUUUCAAAUAUGCACAUUGCACACGGUACCUCUUGGCUUGACGUCAGCUUGAACGAUUGAUCCACGACUGGGAUAUGACAACCCUUAUCAGUAAGAUCCCAAAGAUCAGAGAUGCUCUUCGAGAGACGUUCCGGAGCGGUGUGACCCGUCCCAUUGCGUGGCGUCAGCACCAGCUAUACCAGCUUGCACGUAUGGCGCAGAAUGAACAGGAACUCAUUUGCGAUGCCCUACAGAAGGACCUGGGAAAGCCGAAAACAGAGGUCCUUAUGGCUGAAGUGGGUACGAUCAUCGAGAGAGCUGUGAAGAGUGCAGAGCAGCUCCCAGAGUGGGCCAAGACUGAAUAUCCUGAGGUGGCUGAGUGGCAAAAGCCAUGGAAGCCAACGCUCUACAAGGCUCCAAAGGGCACUGUGCUGAUAAUCUCGCCAUGGAACUACCCUAUGGUCCUCACCUUCCAACCUCUCAUUGGCGCAAUCGCAGCAGGCUGUACAGCCGUGUUGAAGCCCUCUGAGCUUGUCCCUACCUUCUCAAAUCUUUUGGAAGAAAUUGUGCCCAAGUACCUUGACCCAAAUCUAUGUCGCGUGGUCAAUGGUGCUGUGCCUGAGACCUCAAAGCUUCUCGAGCUUCAAUGGGACCACAUCUUCUACACAGGGAAUGGCAGGGUCGCCAGGAUCAUCGCCAGCGCUGCCGCCAAGAACCUGACGCCACUCACACUGGAAUUAGGUGGCAAGAGUCCUGUCAUUAUCGACUCCGCAUAUGAUAUGGAUCUUGCCGCAAAGAGGAUCUUGUGGGGUAAAUGCAACAAUGCGGGACAGAUCUGCGUAGCACCUGACUAUGUCCUUGUACAGCGCGACAAGCAGGACGAGCUGGUCAGGGCAUUCCAGAAGCAUUACAAUGCGUUCUUCCCCAAAGGUGCACUGGAUUCUCCUUUGUUUGGAAGUAUCGUCUCGGAAUUGCACCAUAAACGCCUCACUUCACUUCUUUCCCGCACAAAGGGUGAAGUCGUUCUCCAGGGUCGUGCUGAUGCUGCGAGGAGGAGACUUGAGCCCACCAUCGUCAAAAAUGUCGCGGACGGCGAUUCCUUGCUGGAAGAAGAACUCUUUGGUCCGAUAUUACCUAUCGUGCCCGUGGAUUCUUUGAAGCAGGCAAUUAACUUCGUCAAUGCGCGAUCUCAUCCAUUGGUUCUGUACGCUUUUAGUGACAACGAAAGCGUGAAGCAGCAGCUUGUCUCCGAAACACAGAGCGGUGGUAUUGUUUUCAACGACACCUUUCAACAACUCGCUGUGAAUGAACUACCAUUUGCUGGGGUAGGCGAGUCAGGCUACGGAAACCAGGUUAUGAAACAUACCUACGAUACGUUCACGCAACUUCGUAGCUCUAUUGACAUGCCGAAGGAAGCUGAGCCACACCUGGCGAUUCGAUAUCCGCCUCACUCGGAGGAGGCAGUAAAAGCGCUCACUGCUGCGGUAUAUAUGCCCAUUCCGUCAAGCCGCCUGUGAGAUGUACUGUCUAUGAUUCAAAUACCAUUGCAUAUUUUCAUUUUGGAGCAU